UCCAGCCAGACACGAUGGUAACAAUGGUACCUGUUCUGCUGUCUCUGCCGCUCCUUCUGGGUCAUGCAGUCCCCCAGGAGACCCAAGCUGGUCCUUAUUCUCUGAUCUUUCUCUACACUGGGGUGUCCAGGCCUAGUAAAGGCCUCCCAAGGUUUCAGGCCACUGCCUUCCUCAAUGACCAGGCCUUCUUCCACUACRAUAGUGAGGGCAGGAAAGCAGAGCCCCUGGGACCAUGGAGCCAAGUAGAAGGAAUGGAGGACUGGGAGAAGGAGAGCCAACUUCAGAAGGCCCGGGAGGAAAUCUUCCUGGUGACCCUGAAAGACAUCAUGGACUACCACAAGGACAGCAGAGGGUCUCACACCUUUCAGGGAAUGUUCGGCUGUGAGAUCCAGAAUAAUAGAAGCAGUGGGGCGUUCUGGAGGUAUGCCUAUGAUGGACAGGACUUCAUUGAAUUCAACAAAGAAAUCCCAGCCUGGGUCCCCUUGGACCCAGCAGCCCUGAACACCAAGAAGAAGUGGGAAGCAGAAAAGGUCUAUGUGCAGCGGGCCAAGGCAUACCUGGAGCAGGAGUGCCCUGAGAUACUGCAGAGGUACCUGAACCACAGCAGGACUCACCUGGACCAACAAGAUCCUCCCUCUGUGUCAGUCACCAGCCAUGUGGCCCCGGGAAGAAACAGAACACUCAAAUGCCUGGCUUAUGACUUCUACCCACAAAGAAUCGGUUUGCGCUGGACUCGGGCCGGCAAGGUGCAGGAAAUUAAAGCAGGGGGAGAGAUUCUUCCCAGUGGAAAUGGUACUUACCAGUCCUGGGUGGUGGUGGGAGUCCCCCCUGAGGACAGAGCCCCUUACCUCUGCCUUGUGGAGCACAGUGGGCUGGCCCAGCCCCUCACAGUGCCAUGGAAUGGAAGGCAGAAAGCCAGGGCUGAAGGUAAAUUGGGGACUCCUCAGUAGUCACAUAAGAGAGUUGAACUUUAGAAAUCAUCAUCAAUGUCACCAACAAGGUCCCAGGAAAACAGUGCAAAAGGCAGUGCAAAUCCAGAUAGUGGAUUUGGAGACAGGAGACUUGCCACUGAGCUCACUCUGACUGUUCACCUCCUAAACUCUCCAUGGUCCAGUCUUUAAAACCUCACCCACAAUACUCCCCUUGCCUGGCCCAGCAGAGAAAGAUGUUUUCAAACUGUAAACUGGCUAUAAAAAUGUGA
This is a messenger RNA of Urocitellus parryii (Arctic ground squirrel), 1201 nucleotides long. It is a transcript of the gene Azgp1, whose product is annotated as alpha-2-glycoprotein 1, zinc-binding. Gene Ontology annotation, cellular component: external side of plasma membrane. Gene Ontology annotation, biological process: immune response; positive regulation of T cell mediated cytotoxicity; antigen processing and presentation of endogenous peptide antigen via MHC class Ib. The record is from RefSeq and is a predicted model, not a curated record. Lineage: Eukaryota; Metazoa; Chordata; Mammalia; Rodentia; Sciuridae.